UUCAAAGGCCCCCCCUCCUGUCCCGCCCCCUCUACAAAUACCUCCAGAGCCUCUGACGUCAAUGCACGUCAGUCAGAGAACAUGAUGCCUCCUGCAAGUCAACUCGUGUACUCUCGCUAAUAGAGCUGAAAUAUUAUAGCUCUAUUGUAUUGGAAAAGGGAGCCGUGACACACCACCUAAACUCCUAAACGUACUGAUUAUUUUUUGUCGGACUGUGAAGGGCUGCCAACAACCAAGCUGGCCUGCCGAUCGGGAAUUUUACUUUGUCUAUUUUCAAUAGACACAUUCUAGCGGGCGGUUUGUUUCCCCCCGUCCGCCUUAUCUGGAGGCGCGAGUCGCAGGUCCCUAUCUCAUCUGGCCAAGCCUCGCAUUCAGAACAGCAUGGUCAUGGCUGACUGUGUCCAAAAGCCGAUGCUUCGGGGUCCUGUGCGAGUUGGCUUCUACGACAUCGAGCGUACGUUGGGAAAGGGGAAUUUCGCUGUCGUGAAGCUGGCCAGACAUCGCAUUACUAAGACGGAGGUGGCCAUUAAGAUCAUAGACAAGACCCAGCUCGACGCAGUGAACUUGGAGAAGAUCUACAGGGAGGUCCAGAUCAUGAAGAUGCUGGACCACCCACACAUCAUCAAGCUAUACCAGGUGAUGGAGACGAAGAACAUGCUUUACCUGGUGACCGAGUACGCCAAAAACGGGGAGAUUUUCGACUACCUGGCCAAUCACGGGCGUCUGAGCGAGCCAGAAGCUCGAAGGAAGUUCUGGCAGAUCGUGUCGGCGGUGGAGUACUGCCACAACCGCCGCGUUGUGCACCGAGACCUCAAGGCCGAAAACCUGCUGCUAGACGGCCACAUGAACAUCAAGAUAGCAGAUUUUGGCUUCGGGAACUUCUUCCAGCCAGGUGAACUUUUGGCUACAUGGUGUGGCAGCCCCCCGUACGCUGCCCCAGAGGUGUUUGAAGGCCAGCAGUAUGAAGGACCACAGCUGGACAUCUGGAGUAUGGGGGUGGUGCUGUACGUGCUGGUGUGUGGUGCUCUUCCGUUUGAUGGCCCCUCUCUCCCCGUGCUAAGGCAACGUGUGCUGGAAGGCCGGUUCCGAAUCCCCUACUUCAUGACCGAGGAGUGUGAGCACCUUAUUCGGCGCAUGCUGGUUCUGGACCCGUCCAAACGGCUGUCCGUGGCCCAGAUUAAAGAGCACCGCUGGAUGGCGUUGGACGUGCCAGUGCAGCGACCCGUUCUCUACCAGCAGGCGACAGAGAGGGAGGCCGGGGUGGGCGAGUACAGCGAACAGGUGCUCCGACUCAUGCACAGCCUCGGCAUAGACCAACACAAGACCUUAGAGUCUCUCCAGAAUAAGAGUUAUAACCACUUUGCUGCUAUCUACUACCUGCUGGUGGAGCGUCUGAAGGCCCACCGCUGCAGUUUCCCCGUUGAGCAGCGACUCGACGCACGCCAGCGGCGCCCCAGCACCGUAGCUGAGCAGACCGUCGCCAAGGCGAGUAGUGGAGGUGCGGCUCAGGUGGGCAUGCGUCUGCUUCGCUCUCCAGUUCUCCCUCAGUCCUCCGCAGACUCCUUCUCUAUCCCACAAUCCCCCACAACUGAGCACAGCCUCAUGGAGGAGGAUGUGGCGACACCCAAAGUUAAUGGCUGCCUGCUUGACCCCCUACCUCCCAUCGUCAUCCGUAAGUCCAGCACCUCAUCGCCUAGCAACAUGAUGGAGAUGUCUAUCGAUGAGGGCAUCGAGACAGAGGAGCCGGACACAGAAGAGGACCCUGCCCACGUCUUCAGCACCUUUCAGACGGCUCGCUUUGGACAGCGGAGACACACCCUCUCAGAGGUCACCAACCCACCAGGAGCACUCAUGACAAGUGCAGGUAAGCUGUUCAGUAUGGGCCAGAACCCAUCGCUGGGCAGUGUGGAUUCGGAGUAUGACAUGGGCUCCGUGCACAGUGACUUGGGCCUGCUGGAAGACGCACCCCCUCUGUCAGAGGCGGGGCUGGCCAACGCGUCAGUCACACGGAUGACCCAGCCCUUCCUCGCUGGCCGCCCUGCCAAUCCCACGAUGCAGGCACUCAGCUCACAGCGCAGAGAGACACACAACCGCUCACCAAUCAGCUUCCGGGAAGGCCGGCGUGCCUCCGACACAUCUCUCACACAAGGUCUGGUAGCAUUCCGACAGCACCUGCAGAAUCUGGCCCGUACCAAAGGCAUCCUGGAGCUCAAUAAGGUGUACGAGCAGAUGGGCUCUGGGGAAGACCCCUCACUGGGCCUCACACACCCGCUGGACCCACAACAGCUGCUGGACCCCAUGCUGCAGGGGGACUCAUCCCAUCACCAUGACGGCAUGGCCAUGUUCUCUGCUGGUGGCCAUCCUCCGCUGUUGUCACGGAGACAGAGCCUGGAGACGCAGUACCUCACACACAGGAUGCAGAAGCCUAACCUGCUAGCCAACAGCCCCAGUUGUCAGAUGUUUUGUAAAGAGACACCCCGCAGCCUGGAGCAACAGCUACAGGAACACAGUGUGCUGUCGUCCUCUGGCAGGUUGCAUCAGAAGCGGCUGUACCUGCACAAGCAGUCGCAGCUGCAGGCCUACUUUAACCAGAUGCACAUCGUAGAGGGCGUCAGCCCCUACCCCCACCAACACCAGCCCCCACUCAGCCUCCCGGACCCCCCUGGCGUGGCGGCCCCGGGCUCCAUAGCGCCCCCCACAGGCCACCCCCAGCACCAGCAGCAGCCCCUGCCCCCAUUCGGCCGCUCCCAGACGCUCAGCCCCCUCAUGAGCCCCGGCCUGGAGCCCAUGCCCUUUGACCCCUACCUGGGCCACUACCCCCACCUUCAUCCCCACUCCAUGCCCCCCCACCCUGAUGCCCUGAGCUACGGGUACCCCCCUGGCUGCGAACAGGGCCCUCUGCCCCUGGGCGAGCCUCUGUACCAGGAGCAGUACGAGUACCCUCUGGAGCCAGGACAGCCCCCGCCACCCCCUCCCCCACUCGGGCCCCCCGGGCAGGCAUCAGCUGGGGCAGGAGGGGGAGCAGGUCAGGCAGGGGCGGCGGCGGCUGCGGCAUACGAGGGUUUGACCCUGCAAGGCGACGCCUUCCUGGACAGCGAGAUGAUGGAGACGGUGGACACGCAGCACGGCUUCGUGCUGGUCAACUGAGCCCGGACACACACCAGCAGACACCAGGACGCCUAUUUUAACAGUGUUACUGUGACAACGGGGUGUUGCGUUCUGGGGAGGGGGGAGCCUGACCAAGGGAAGGACGAUUUUCUAUUGUGAUUACCUACACAAACAGUAACACUACUCUGUGACCGUGCUGAAGCUAAGGACUCCAAUACUAUCUUGUGUUGUUUUUGUUUUGUUUUUUGACACCACAGUCCACCCUCCUACCUCCCAAAGUCCCCACUGCCUGGUACAGCUAUGGCCACUCUCCAGAGUGUGUGUGAGUGUGUGUGUGUGUACCCUGCUUAAGACACACACACACACACACACACAUGUGGAUGUGUCUACACACACCCAUGCAGGAGGAGUGAGCUGAGCUGUAUGUUUGUGUGUGUGUGUGUGUGUAUGUGUGUGUGUGUGUGUUGUGCGCGCACAGCAGCAGAGGUGGGCCACGGAGUGUGUGUUAAUGUGGCCCGAGCCCGAAGCUGGCAGGCAGAAGCAGCACACACACACACACACACACACACUCUUCAUAGGAACAAACUCACCCCCAACCUCAGGCCUGCGCAGCAAGCACCUUCGGUGCACACACACCACGCCAUCAGAGCAGAAAGCUGAGCUACACAACCCCAAGCAGUGGUGGUGCAUUACUCUCAGUGUGUGUGUGUGUGCGUGUGUGUGUGUGUGUGUGUGUGUGUGUGUGUGUGUGUGUGUGGCAAAAUUGAAGCAAUAUAUUGAUCAGAGUAUGAGAGAAGCCAUAAGAUGUGUCUUGAGUCAACCACUGCAGUGAGCUGCUGAGGAAUCACUGCAGUCUGUCCUGUGAUGAGCACUGCUGAACAUCACUGCAGUCUGUCCUGUGAAGAGCACUACUCUGCUGAACAUCACUGCAGUCUGUCCUGUGAAGAGCACUGCUGAACAUCACUGCAGUCUGUCCUGUGAUGAGCACUGCUGAACAUCACUGCAGUCUGUCCUGUGAUGAGCACUGCUGAACAUCACUGCAGUCUGUCCUGUGAUGAGCACUGCUGAACAUCACUGCAGUCUGUCCUGUGAUGAGCACUACUCUGCUGAACAUCACUGCAGUCUGUCCUGUGAUGAGCACUGCUGAACAUCACUGCAUUCUGUCCUGUGAAGAGCACUACUCUGCUGAACAUCACUGCAGUCUGUCCUGUGAUGAGCACUGCUGAACAUCACUGCAGUCUGUCCUGUGAAGAGCACUACUCUGCUGAACAUCACUGCAGUCUGUCGCGGUGAUGAUGGCUGCUGAACAUCACUGCAGUCUGUCCUGUGAAGAGCACUACUCUGCCGAACAUCACUGCAGUCUGGUUGAGUUGCACUCUGGGGACUGGUGUCUUGCGGGACCCCCCCCCCCCCUCAAUAAUACACUGGAAACCCACACCACAACCACCAACCUUCCCACAACCCCCAACAUCUUCUAAUCUCCUACAUCUCCAGCAUCACUGCGUAUGGCACGUAGCCCCAUUUCACCUCUCCACCACUAUCCCCCACCACCCCCAAACCUCAUCGGAGCGACGCCCAGCAAAUCGCCCCCCACCCCCCUCCUGCAGUACUCAUAUUAAUCUACUUGAAACCUACAGAGGAUCUCUGAGACACACGGCGCUACAUUACUGGACAAGCAGGCCUGAUCACUUGGACUGAGUGGACACACGACACCUCAGCAGAGGCCAGACUGUAGAAUCUGUGUGUGUGUGUGUCUGUGUGUGUGUGUGCGUGUGUGUGUGUGCGUGUGUGUGUGUGUUUUCUUAGUAAGAGAAUUUACUGGAGCACUUUUUUUCCCCAGGAAGUGAAAAGGAAAGCUGUGUGUGUGUGUAGAGGUAAAUGUAAUGUAGUGGGAAGAGUGAGAGAUGUGUUCCACUGCUGGUCCAGGAGGCUGAUGACCAGUAGUGCGGACUGCUCCCAGCCGGACUCUCCCAAUAACAGACUCGAGCUGGCCGCUUCUUCCGGGCCCACAGGACACCUUCAUGUGGUUGUUUCACAUGCUUUAUUUCAAAAAGUCAAAUGGUAUUAGGAAUUUAGACAUUUUUGAAAAGUGGUUUGAAGAUGCAACCAAUAUUAUGUUAAAUGUGAUAGUGUUCAUUGUGCCUUCUCUGUCUCUCCUCUUUCUUUCUAAAUUAAGAUUUGAAGAACUAUAUUUUUCAGUUUGAUUCCUCUUUCGUUUUUAAUGUUGGAAUUCCUACAGAUCAUGUGUGUGUGUCGACCCAGGUUUUUUUUCCAGAGGUACAAAACCAAAGUCCCCUCAGAAGUCGGCCCAGACAGCGCCACCAUGUGGGGCUCGGGCUUAUUGGUUAGCUUUUCGACAGUGUAUUUUUUUUUUCUUGUUGUUGUUGUUGUUUUGGUCAAUCAGUAUAUGCCGUUGAAAAGUAUUAUAGCAAUAUUUCUUGAAUACUAGUUCUAAUGAAUAUGAGAAUAGUGAAUGUGUCACAGAACCCUAAUCACAUCCUUGCUGGCAAACACCAUUCAGUUCGACAUCCACCUUUACAUUUACCCUCCCCACGUUGACCACACAUAAGCUAACUUGCUGUAGAGAUUAAAAACUGAAAAGAUUUAUUGAUCAA
Messenger RNA from Alosa alosa (allis shad), 5723 nucleotides. It is a transcript of the gene sik2b, whose product is annotated as salt-inducible kinase 2b. Lineage: Eukaryota; Metazoa; Chordata; Actinopteri; Clupeiformes; Clupeidae. Gene Ontology annotation, cellular component: cytoplasm. The record is from RefSeq and is a predicted model, not a curated record. The transcript has 15 exons. Gene Ontology annotation, molecular function: ATP binding; protein serine/threonine kinase activity; tau-protein kinase activity. Bases 382 to 3147 code for a protein of 921 amino acids. Gene Ontology annotation, biological process: intracellular signal transduction; microtubule cytoskeleton organization; protein phosphorylation.